Messenger RNA from Acytostelium subglobosum LB1, 4389 nucleotides. RefSeq lists its product as hypothetical. The transcript is spliced from 7 exons. The record is from RefSeq and is a predicted model, not a curated record. NCBI's taxonomy places the organism in Eukaryota, Evosea, Eumycetozoa, Acytosteliales, Acytosteliaceae. Gene Ontology annotation, biological process: positive regulation of Ras protein signal transduction; positive regulation of TORC2 signaling. The coding region runs from base 1 to 4389 and encodes 1462 amino acids.
AUGUCUUCAGAGGAUAACACCUCCUCAGGAGGUGGAAGUGGAAGUGGAUUAGGUGGAAGUAAUGGAUUACAGGGUUCAAAGUCAUCAAUACUUGGUAGACGUGCCACUUUCUCAAAGGCCAAGAGCUUCAGACGUGUCAACCUCGGUGAAGCAUCACCAUCUUCAAAUCAACCGCAUACAUAUAGAUUCUUAAAUGGCGAAGAAUAUAGUGGACCAGAGUUGACACAGAUACAAUCACCACCAUCAACACCAAGGAGUCAGAGAUCAAUGUCGAUUGCAACUUCGUCACCAUCGACUGCGACACAAAUGCCAGAGGAGGAGGAUCACAAGACACCGGUGUACUUGGGCGCCGACGGCACAUUGUACAACAAGUUUUACAUUGCGAUCAGGAAUAUUGCGUCGGAGGAGCAGUCGCCCAAGCUGCCCUCCUCCAAGGACGCCGCCAAACCAUUCAAUGCGAACGACCAGGUCUAUCACAGCUUCCCCGAGAAUCACUCAUACGAUAACUAUUUUGACUACGAGCAGGCCGUCAUGGACUGGCGCGCCAACGUCCAGCAGAGCCUCGGACCUCUGCAGCUGCCCCACAACAUGGGUCGCACUUACAGUCGACCGCGCGUGGUGAUCAACCAGCGCAUUCUUUUGCGAAAGAACUCAGAGGCCUCCAAUGACGACUCGUUCUCCUACGACCCCAAGAUGCAGGAGUCCGAGCACACGGCGGACGGCGAUGACUCGAACUAUGGCCAGAGCCCUAGUCUCGAGCCCAGACAUCUCAGACACCACGAGGACGACACCGUCAGCAAGGAUGGCGCGUCAAGAAGCAGGAGUGGCAGUGAUACAUCGACAGGAUCAUUCGACGGCAGUGCACUGCUCGAUGGCAGCAGUCCCAUCGAUGGCAGUCCCUCGAGCGGCUCGCUCACAGGCAUGAUCAACGGCAACCGCAGUCGCAGCAACAGCAGCACAUAUUUCGAUCAGCGUGUUCUGCGCAAUUCAAUGUCGCCCAAGCAGGCCAUGUCCAGGCUGGGCGAGUCGGGAGACUACAAGAUGUCCAGGGCGGCUGACGAGCCGCUCACACGCGACCCCUGGGACUCGCAGCUCAUCCUGCAGGAGCCCAUUCCCGAGCUCUACAACACGUUUGAGGAGUACGAGUACGCGAUGAAGAACUGGGCGAUUGAGGUGAUCCUCAAGACGUCCGUGCUGCCGCCACACUCCAAUCAGCUCAUCCAGCUGCCCUCAAAGGACAAGUCGGGCGCGGCGUCCGGCGCCGAGUCGGAGAACAUGCCCAACAAACAAAAGAAUUACUACGACCCGGCGAUGCGCGACGCUCUGCUAAAGAGCCACUGGAAGAUUCGCUCGGGACUUGUCAUUGUCAAGAGCGAGCAGGAGACGCUCAACGAGAAGCACGUGCUAUGCUACCAGGAGCUGUUCGACUACACGUACAACAUCACCAAGUUCUUUGAGAGCGUCGAGAUCACCGUGGACAAGGUUUGGAAGCGCAUCGAGGGCGAGCCCAAGAUGACGCUGAUCGACGUCAUGGAUCGCUGGUAUCGCAAGAAGCAGAACAUCCACCGUCAGUCGCUGUCGGUCUACAAGGGAGGCAUCUGGGCCAACCAUCUGCUGAUGCCGACCAUCCCUGUCUACUGGAAGGACUCGCUCACGCGCAAGCAAGCCUUUCUACCGCCACUGCCCAUCAAGGCGCUGAGACGUAGCGACAUCAACUCGGAGCCAGACGGACGUCGUGUGGAGCUGGCCUACCUCUCACCCGACAUGCCACUGGACUUUUACAAGCUGCUGCCACCCAACAUGAACAUUCAGUAUAUCCUCAGCAUGUUUGACACGACCUUUACACAGUCCAACCCAUUCGCGCCAAUCGCCAGCGUCACAUCCGAGGAGACAAAGCAGUACAUCAAGAACGCGCGACAGUAUGAGCGUCGCCUGGUGCAUUCGUUCCGCUUCGACGAGUAUCAGUCUUGGAAGGCUGGCGUUCAGAAGGAUCAAGACGUCAAGCAGUCCAACAAGAAGGACAUUGAGGCCAUCCUCAUCCAGCAGCCCUUCCAGCUGGAUUCAAUCACCAACCUGGUCAAUGCGCACAAGAUCUACUUGGAUGUUUUCCAGGAGUUCUUUGACAUCGACCCAUCAAAGAUGUACGGCGUCCAGCUGCCGCCUAUGACCAGCUCCACCUCGCGCGCUGGCGUCAAUGGCGGUACGAGCUCCACACCAAGCACGCCCAACAUUCAAUCCACGCCGGUCAAGCAGUCUGGCGCAACGUCACCCCACAACAAUGCGCUGCUGAGCAGCCCACCCAGUCGCUCAGGCUCACAGACCAGCUUUGCCUUUGGCUCCCCGGCGUCCAACAAGCCAUUGGCGUCGCCCUCCCAGACUUCCACCAGCGCGCUCUCCACAUCGGCAGGCAUCGAGUCGCCAAGGUAUCCAAACGCACAGCUGGCCAACAUCAUUCAGAACAGUCUGAGCAACAACAGCAGCCCAUCAAAGACCAACGUGCUUCACAGCACCGCCACGCCCACCAACAGCGGCGCCGGCAGCAGCAGCGGCAAUGGCAGUGGCAUCACCAAUGUCAGCACGUCAUUCGUGCCGUCUGCCAGCCAAUACACACAGUACACGCAAUACCUGUUCAACUACGUCACGCCGCAGACCUUCCCCCAGGUCCUCAAGCUGUUUGAGCGUGUCAACAGCGUCAACGCACACACCAAGCUCUCCACCAUUGUCAUCGCCUGUCUCUCCCAACCUGAUGGCAAAGGUGUUGCACUAUUAGACAGCAUCAUAUCAGCCAAGGACAUAUUCUCAUUAUACAGGAUUGCACAGGGCAUGUCAUACUUUGAUGCAGUACCUCUGGACCUGUAUCCCUAUCCAGUCAACCUGAAUCAGUUCCUGAUUCCAUCCAUUGCCAAGGGAUCGACACAGGAGGUGAUGCGUCAGGUAUUUAUGUAUUAUUAUUUGAACGUCAUCCUGGACAGAGUCCAAUACUACAUGUCCAACUCGGCAGCUACAGCCUUGGUUGCUUGUAUAAACUCACACAAAAAGGAAACUGCGCAUCAUAUUGGCACACAGCUACAGAGCGAUAAGGAGCUACUGGGCAAGAUCUUUAGGGCACUGAGCAGGAAGUCCUCAUCAAUCUCACAUUGCUUCCUGUUCAUUCUCAUCCAGCUGUUGAGAAUCCAAGAUGCUGUCGUCAUCUCAUUCUUGAAGACAAAGGACAGCUUGCUGCCUCACCUGAGGGACUUGUGUCAAAGCAAGUUCCUUCACUCACAGUUUGCCGCACGACAGUUGUUCAACAUCUUGCAGGAGGAUGGCUGGAAGGACUUCCUGUACCAGGAGUACUCGGAGAAGGAUGCUCUGAUCUCCGACCUGACGUCGACGGGCGAUCGUGGACCCAACUCCACCAACCUUCUCAGCGAGCUGGUGCUCGCCAUGUGCAUCAACGCUCUUGACUCAAUCUCUGGCGCCACACCCGCUCACAAGGUGCGCUUCAUCCUCAACGAGCAGUUCUUCUAUCAAAUCUACAACACUAUCAUCAAGUCCAAGAAGGUCGACAGGAUCACCGAGAACCUCUCCCGACUGUUCGCCAACAUCUGUAAGCAGAGCAUCAGAUGUUCAUUCAUCAAGAAGAGCGAGAACAUCAAGACGAGCAAGAAGAACACGAACGACCAAGAGAUACAAGUGUCACCAACGGUGAUGUUUGAGCUGCUAGCAUUCGUGCAGCCACAAUCACCAUCCGAUCGAUCACUUGUCAAGAGCUACAUGCUCGAAUCACUGCGACACUUGUUGAAGUUCAACGACUUGUUUGAGAUACUCAAGAAGGAGACAGCACUCUACCUCAAGCUGCUGAUUCCAUCUUGCAGAGAGGGACGCAACCCUGACUUCAACAGGAACAGCUGGCGCAUGUUCUUCCAGAUCAUCCGUUUCCAUCCAACGCACAUCGAGUACCUGGAGAAGAACAAGUACCUGGCACACUUUAUCGAGAUUGUCAGCACCAAUGCCAGCCAGGUCGUGCUGACCAACGCCCUGCACUACAUCACCAAGCUGUUCUCGCUUGUGAUGUACGAGCACCGUCGCGCCACACUUUGGAAAGUGUCAUUCCACGACCUCAAGUCCAACGAGCGUGACGUCAAGACGCUGCGCGACUUCUUCAUCGACCGACAUAUGUUCAUCAAGAUCCACAUGGUCUAUCGUAACUACAUGGAGAACAAGCUGGCGGGUCGCCCCACAGAUGGACGUGCCUACAUCCAGUUGUUCAACCUGUAUCAGGCCAUAUCGACGCUGCCCAUCUGUCAGAAGCUGUUGAAGGACUCUGCCAAGAACACAGACUACAAGGAGGGUUUCAACAAGGUGUCAAAGUGGUUCAAAGAUGAUACUCAAUCAUUGAUUAGAUAG